Molecule: messenger RNA, 1970 nt
Organism: Trichomycterus rosablanca
Lineage: Eukaryota; Metazoa; Chordata; Actinopteri; Siluriformes; Trichomycteridae
Gene: ddx52
Product: DEAD (Asp-Glu-Ala-Asp) box polypeptide 52
Exons: 15
Coding region: 16-1908 (630 amino acids)
Biological process (GO): maturation of SSU-rRNA
Molecular function (GO): nucleic acid binding; RNA helicase activity; ATP binding
Source: RefSeq, a predicted model, not a curated record
GUGUUGUUAGCCUCAAUGGACGCCGUUGAGCUGUUUAAGAGGCUUGGAGCUGGUGCAAAGUUUAAUUUAAAACGCUUUGGUAAAGAUGCCGAAAGGUUUAAGGUGGUGAGGUCUCAGAAUAAAGAGAUCAGUAACCCUUUGAUGGAAAUUAGCUUCUUUGGCACCAAGACCCAAAAAGAAAAAGCUGCAGAGUCCAGCCAUGAUGGUGAUCAAGAUGACUGUGAUGAACAAGAAGUUUCAGAGGAAGAUCAAUCUGGCAUCAAAGAAAGACGGAAGCGUACCAGUGUGGAUGAAUCGGUGAAUACACAGAAGAAGAAGAAGAAGAAGAGGAAAGGAAAUGAGAGUGAAACGUCAGACAAUUCAGAGAAUGAAACCGAUGACGGUAGUGAGGAAGAGAUAGACGAGAGGCAAAUUCAGUGGAUGUCCUCACAUGACAAGGAAACAAAUGGACCCAAGGCAAAGACCAAAGACAAGCCCUCUGUGAAAAGAUUAAAACAGCUCCACAAAGAGAAGAUCAAUCAAAUAAGGCAUCAGAACAGGAUCAACGUUCAUGGCACAGACAUCCCUGACCCACUUGGCACAUUUGAAGAGCUUCAGCAAGAAUAUGAGCUUGAUCCAAGGAUCAUUCAGAACAUCAAAGCAUCUGGCUUCCAGACACCAACACCCAUUCAAAUGCAGGCCAUCCCACUAAUGAUGCAUAGACGGGAAAUCCUAGCAUGUGCCCCUACAGGAUCGGGUAAAACCAUCGCCUUCUGUCUGCCCCUGCUGGCUCAUCUUCGCCAGCCACUCAACAAGGGUUUCAGGGCACUGAUUGUAGCCCCCACCAGAGAGUUGGCCAGCCAGACACACAGAGAGCUGCUGAAACUUUCUGAACGAGUAGGCUUCAGAGUUCACAUGAUCAAUAAAGGUGGAGAUGCAGCUAAGAAAUAUGGACCCAAGUCAGCCAAGAAGUUUGACAUUCUGGUCACUACACCAAACAGACUUAUCUACCUGCUCAACCAGGACCCACCGGCUGUUGAUCUAAGCAAAGUGGAGUGGCUGGUGGUGGAUGAGGCUGAUAAGCUGUUUGAAGAUGGUAAGACAGGCUUCAGGGAGCAGCUGGCUACAAUCUUCCUGGCCUGUUCCUCUCCCAAGAUUCGUCGAGCUCUGUUCAGUGCCACCUUCACCACAGAGGUUGAGCAGUGGUGUAAACUCAAUCUGGACAAUCUUGUCUCUGUUAACAUUGGACCAAGGAACUCAGCCGUAGAGACAGUAGAGCAAGAACUUUUAUUUGUAGGUGCAGAGAAUGGAAAGCUUCUCGCCAUGAGGGAGCUGAUUAAAAAGGGGUUUCUUCCACCCAUGUUGGUGUUUGUUCAGUCCAUUGAGCGAGUUCGAGAGCUGUUUCAUGAGCUUGUAUACGAGGGCAUCAACGUGGACGUGAUUCAUGCUGAACGCACACAGCAGCAGAGAGAUAACGUGGUAAACAGUUUCCGUGCCGGCAAGAUUUGGGUGCUCAUCUGCACGGCUCUAAUGGCCCGAGGCAUCGACUUUAAAGGAGUCAACCUGGUGGUCAACUACGACUUCCCCACCAGUGCUGUGGAGUACAUUCAUCGCAUAGGCCGCACAGGAAGAGCUGGUCAUAAGGGAAAAGCUGUUACCUUUUUCACAGAGGCUGACAAACCUCUUCUACGCAGCAUUGCUACAGUAAUAAAACAAGCUGGAUGUCCUGUGCCUGAUUACAUGAUUGGAUUUAAGAAACUAAAAAGCAAAGAAAAACGGCGGCUUGAGAAGAAACCACCAAGGAGGUCAACCAUUUGCACAACACCUCGCAUUCUCAUGGAAAAAAACACUGGCAAAGGGAAAAGGCACAAAAGCAAAACCAAGCCCAACAGUACUGGAGACAAUCUGGAGGAGAGUAAUAAGAGCUGAUAUGGUUUGAUCAAUUGUGAACAAAAAAGAUUUGUUUAAUAAAAUAAAGUUUCAAUUAUUAA